GAGAUUCAUUCAUGUUGUGGGUAUCAAUUGUUAAUUUUUAUUGCUGAAUCGUAUUCCGUUGUAUGGAUAUACCACAGUUUGUUUAUUUGGUCACUUUUUGAUGGUUGACAUCAAUGAAACGUUGACAUUUGAGCUGUUUCUCUUUUUGGCUAUUACAAACAAAGCUGCUAUGAACAUUCACAUGAGUUUUAAACUUUUAGAUUUCACCAAAUACUGCAUGUUCUCACUUAUAAGUGGGAGGUAAAUGCUGAGUACACAUGGACACAAAGAAGAGACGGGUUUUCACCAUGUUAGCCAGGAUGGUCUUGAUAUCCUGACCUCGUGAUCCACCUGCCUCGGCUUCCCAAAGUGCUGGGAUUACAGGCCUGAGCCACUGCGCCCAGCCGACACUGGCACCUGCUUAAGGAUUGCGCAGAACGCCAGAGUACUCGAAACUGUGAAGAACCAAGGCAGCUUCUCGUCAUUUGCCUCUGAUUUGUCUGUCUUGCCUGCCACUUCCUCUCUCUGGAACUGCAUAGUGCUUUUGCUGUGCUCCUCUCUGUGCAUCUGCUAGCCUCCCUCUACCUGAGGGUUACAGUAGCCCAGUUUAGCUCCUUAUGCAUGAAUGGGAAACUUCUUUGAAUUGGGGAGAUGUCCCCUGACUCCUUUUAUUAUCUCGCCUGGGGAGAAAUGCUGGGAAAAGAGGGAAGAAUUGUAUGAUGGACUAAUAUAUGUAACAUACGACAUUCUGAAAAAGGCAAAACUAUAGGGAGAGAAAACAGAUCAGUGGUUGCCAGGGCCUACUGGUAGGGGGAGUGGUUGACUAUAAGACACGAUGGGAUUUUUUGGGAGGAUGGAACUAUUUUGUAAGUGACUGUAUGCAUUUGUAAACUCUACACUAUAAGGGCACAUGUAAAUUAUAAUAUAGAAAACUUGAUUUUAAAAAGGUCCCUGGUACAUAAAGGGAUAGGGGAUGGGGAUAUAUCCUUUUUUUUUUUUUGUAACACAGAAGUAGCACAUGUAACGCUUUAACUCUCCAUUGGUAUUAAAGAUGAAUAAUAAGUGAUGAUUCAUCUUACCAGCAAGACUGUCUAUAAACCCAUAGUAGUAAAAACUAUGAUAUAGACACGGAGAAUGACAAAAUAAUAGGUCAGAAGAGAGAACCUAGAAACAAACCCAUGUUAUAUAUAGGAACUUGACAUAUAACAAAAAUUUCAUUGCAAAUAGGAAAGGAAAGGGUGGGAAUUCAACAACUGAUACUGGGAUAAUUGGCAUAUGAAAGAGAUUAAAUUACAUCUCAAUAGUACAGAAUGCAGAAAAAUGGAUUUCACCCAGACGAAACACCUAAAUUUAAAUGGCAAAACACUAAAACUUUUAACAUAAAUAAUAGAAUAUCUUCAGGAUAUCAGAGUAAACAAGGUUUUCUUAGGACAUAGGAAAUAGGACCAAUAAGGAAAAGGAAGACCUCAUAUGACAUGAGGAGUGGAGGCCUCAGAGUUAUAGAAGAGCAUAUAAAAUAUACAACUGUUGGUUUUUUAAAGGAGCAAAAGUAGUGAGAUAUAUAUUUAUUGUGUAACUGUGGAGAGGAACUUUGGAAGUAGACAAAAGAAACUAAUAGUGGUUAUCUUAGAAUGAGAGGAGAUUGCAGAUGGGUUGGAAGGUGAUAUAGUUUGGAUGUGUGUCUCCAUUCAGAUAUCAUAUUGAAAUGUAAUUCCCAGUGUUGGAGGUGGGGCCUGCUGGGAGGUGAGUGGAUCAUGGGGGCAGAUUUCUCAUGAAUGGUUUAGCACCAUCUCCAUUGGUACUAUCCUCGAAAUAGUGACUGUGUUCUCGUGAGAUGUGGUCAUUUAAAAGUGUGUAGCACCUCCUUCCUUCACUUUCUUGUUUCUGCUCUGGCCGUGACAUGCCUGCUCCCCCUUUGCCUUCCGCCACAAUUGUAAGUUUCCUAAGGCCUCUCCAGAAGCUGAGCAGAUGCCAGCAUCAUCCUUCCUGUACAGCCUACAGAACUGGGAUGAAAGAACAGAAACUUGAAGCCAAAAAGAAGCGUGAUGAACAAAUAGAGGCAGAAAGACAAAUUCUUGAUCUGGAAGAAGAAAUAUACAAACAAGGAAAAAGAAAAAAGGCCAUUGAAAAUGCAAAGCAAUAUCAAUUUUACCAGACAGAAAGAGUGAAAAACUUUCAUUCGGGACUUCUUCUUAGUAGAGUUAUGAAAGAACGUGAUGCCCAGAUUGAAUUCCGAAAGAGUAAGAUAAGAUCAGAUAAAAAAUGGGAGGAACAGUUGAAACUCAACAUUGAAAAAGCUUUUAAAGAAGAACAAGAAAAAGCAGAAAAACGACACAGAGAAAGGGUGGCUCUUGCCGAAGAUCAUCUAAAACAAAUAAAGGAACAUGAGGAAGAAGAGGAAAGAAGGAAAAAACGUGAAGAAAAAGAUGCUGAGGAAAUAAAGCGACAGAAUGCAUUAUAUGAAAUUGAAAUGAGAAAAAAACUAGAAAAGAAAAGAGAAGAGAUGCAUGAAAGCAGGAGACGGUUUCUUGAACAUAUGCAGGAUAAACAUAUUAUCAAAGCUGUAGAACAGCAGCAGCAAGAGGAAGAAGAUGAAAAGAUGAGAAAAUUCAUCAAAGCAAAAAAGCGUCUUAUACAAAUGGGGAAAGAAAAAGAGGCUGAAACACACAGGCUUAUGGAGAAACGAAGAGAAAGAAUACAUAACUUCCUGAGUGAACUAUUGAAAGAGAAACUUGACAAUGAAGAUAUGAUUAUUGCUAGAGAUAUUGCAGAAGCUGAGGCUGAAUGGGAAAAAAGAGAAAGAGAAAAAGAUGAAAAAAACAAAGCAGAAUUAAAAAAAAUUGCAGAAUAUAGAGCCAUUGUGAUGAAAAAUAAAGAGGAAGAAGAAAGACAAAGAAAAAUAGAGGCUAAAGAACAAUUGCUGGCUGUCAUGAAAGCAGAUCAGAUUUUCUGGGAACAUGAAAAGGAGAAAAAAUGCAAAGCUGAUAAAGAACAUCAAGAGGUUCAAGAUGCCCAUAUUCAGCAAAUGGCCAAAAAUAAGUUUAAUGCAAAGCAAGCAAAACAAGCAGAAUUAGAUUAUUGCAGACUUACUGAAGCUCUUGUGGCUGAAAAGGAGAAAGAAUUUCAGGACUAUGCCAGAGAGGUAAUUGAACUUGAAUCGGAAACAACAAAUAAAUACAUUUACCCUCUUGUAAAAGCUGUACAGGAAGGACCUGGAGGUGGCCGUGGACCAGUGUUUGUGGACAGAGGUGGAUUAAGACCCAGCUAUCAGGCAAAUGAUGUUACUGGAGUCCAGCUCCCUUUUUAUAACUCUCAGGGACCAAAAUAUAAUUUUCAAAAGUCAAAGAGAAGGCUAGGUUUUACAUGGUAGAAAAAAAUUAUUUUUAACAUUGAGAAGACUAAGUUGUAGCAUAUAUGAGCUUCAAAUGUAAAUGGAUUUCUGUGAAUAAAGCUGUUCUUCAUCUAAGUACAA
Messenger RNA from Gorilla gorilla gorilla (western lowland gorilla), 3451 nucleotides. RefSeq names its product cilia and flagella associated protein 210 (gene CFAP210). The record is from RefSeq and is a predicted model, not a curated record. NCBI's taxonomy places the organism in Eukaryota, Metazoa, Chordata, Mammalia, Primates, Hominidae. The transcript is spliced from 12 exons. The coding region runs from base 1880 to 3349 and encodes 489 amino acids. Gene Ontology annotation, cellular component: axonemal microtubule.